This is a messenger RNA of Pocillopora damicornis (cauliflower coral), 1300 nucleotides long. RefSeq lists its product as uncharacterized. NCBI's taxonomy places the organism in Eukaryota, Metazoa, Cnidaria, Anthozoa, Scleractinia, Pocilloporidae. The record is from RefSeq and is a predicted model, not a curated record.
CACAAACACUAAUAUAUGCGUUCACAAAGCUUCAUGUUUCGUGUUUCGGUUUUGUGAAAGACAGAAUCUACGGAAGUUGGUUUGGUUUGAUAUUUUUCGAACGUUGAUGCGCCAACAUGGCGGUUGGAAGAGGGUUCUUCGAUCAGUACUCGGUCUUCUGCGUGUUCGGGUCUGUUGUCGGAUGUGUAGUCGUACCACUGAUCACACAGUCUGUAGAGAGUGUUAUCUUUUCCGCCAUUGUCAUCAGCUUAACGGCAACUCAUCUCACUAAACGAGCCAGCAAGUCAGAAAAUUCGUCUCAGGUCAAUACGAAGGAGGUGGACAGGCGAAACAGUCGUAAAUUAAAAGACCGCGAGCGUGAACAGCUACCCCAUAUCAAAAAGAGGAAACCUGCUACACAGCAGACGCAGCAGAUUACUUCAAAGUCUUCAGAUAAUCGAAAAAAGAAACCGGAAGACCAGUUUAAACUUGAUUUGGCCAAACAGCUUGAGUUGGAACGAAAACAAGAAGAAAAGAAAGAAAAGAAGGUCAAGAAAAAGGAAGAACGAUUAAAGAGAAAGGAACAUGAAAGGGAAGAGAAGGAGAAAAGAAGAACAAAACUGAAGAUUUAUAAAGAACAGGGACAAAGAGAGAUGAAAGAGAAUCUUUCUCCUCCUACACAGAACACGCAUCCACCUCUCCAAACAGUAAAUUUUGGAAAGACGAGAAUUAGCAUUGUAAAGCCUGCAAGGAAGCUUGAAUCCUCAACUAUUCCUAAAUCACCUCCGAAAGUACCUGCUUCCCCAGUAUUAGCUACACAUGCGCAGUUCCUCUCAAGACAGCGUUCGCAAUCCGAAGGAAGUGAAGGCGAACCUUCUACUCCACCCCCGUCAGUAUGGAAAGUACCGGAAUACGUCGAGCCCAAGUGGAACCCUGGGAAACCUGAAUCAAAAACGGAUGUUGUGAACGGCCUUUAAGGACCGACUAGGCUUCGAAGCUGGACCUUUUGAUUUACAGGGCCAGCGCCAAGAAUAAUUACCACUCCAUCACGGCUUCCAAAAAUCUUGCGCGGCAUGUACAAUAGGGAUCUGGGACAAUUCAGUGCGUAGAUCUCGACUGUCAGACCUGAGGCGCGUCUCUGUAACGGUAAUUAGCAUUCCUGUAGCCCUUUCUUGACUGUUCAAGAGGUAUUCGGUCUUGUAAAUUAAAGCUUUUAUUUGUGUCGUUCACAUUGUAAGGUCAAGAUAACAGAAUUUUCAUAAUGCGAACGAUGAAACAGAACGAAGUAAUGAGAAAUUAAACAGAACGGAGAGAUUUUUGA